Messenger RNA from Clarias gariepinus (North African catfish), 1161 nucleotides. RefSeq names its product necdin-like 2 (gene ndnl2). The transcript has 10 exons. The coding region runs from base 131 to 892 and encodes 253 amino acids. The record is from RefSeq and is a predicted model, not a curated record. Gene Ontology annotation, cellular component: nucleus. NCBI's taxonomy places the organism in Eukaryota, Metazoa, Chordata, Actinopteri, Siluriformes, Clariidae.
CUUGUCGCAAUACGGGUGUGAAUAGAAGCAGGCGGGGAGACUACAGUUCGUUUUGCUAAUUAAUUACAGUAAAAUUGUCCUGAAUGUAUAAAAGAUUUAAACUUUAGUCUCACCCUGUCUGUGGUUAAAGAUGUCUCAGAGUAAAAGAGUCGCGUCUCAGAGCCGGAGGUCUCAGGUGGUGCUGGAUGAGGAUGAUGAAGGCUCUCUCUCUCAGCCCAGUGUGUCUCAGGUACAGAAAGCCAGAGAGAACUUCACACCUGUACAGGUGGACCGCAAGGUUGCUGAAGUUGUGCAGUUUAUUCUGAUUAAAGACCAGAAGAAGAUUCCCAUCCGCAGAACAGACAUUGUUAAACAUGUGAUAAAGGAGUACCGGCUCCUGUACCAGGACAUCAUGAAGCGAGUGGACCAGACCUUCGAGCAGGUGUUUGGACUGAAGCUGAUGAAGAUCGACCCCAAGAACCACAUCUACAUCCUCACCAACAAGCUGGAGCCAUCAACUGAGGAGCCAAUCAGCAUGUGUCCUGCAAACCCGAAGACCGGGCUGCUGUUUGUGAUCCUCAGUGUGAUCUUCAUGAAGGGAGGAAGUGUUAAAGAGACUCUAGUGUGGAACACGCUAAAGAAGCUCAGGGUGGACGUGGGAGAGAAACAUAAAGAGUUCGGAGACGUGAAGAAGAUCAUCACUGAUGAGUUUGUGCGGCAAAAGUAUCUGGAGUAUGUUCGUAUCCCUCACACUGAGCCCCUGGAGUACGAGUUUCGCUGGGGGUCGCGGGCCGAGAGUGAAGUCUCCAAACUCAGGAUGCUGCAGUUUAUUGCCGAGCUGCAUGAUCAGGAGCCUCAGUCAUGGACGCUGCAGUACCGAGAGGCCAUGAGUGCAGAGAACAACCCCAGAUAACGCAACUGUGUGUGUGUGUGUGUGUGUGUGUGGUUUUAUCCAAUAAAAACAUUUUGCAGGAAAUUCGCAGGAAUUAUUAAUGUUUCAUUUUUUUAAAGAAAAGAUACAAACCGGGAUGUUUCAUAAUAAAUCACAUGAUCAGAGUUUCAUCAUAAAGUUUCCAGAAAAACAAAAAAAAAAUGUUUUUAUAAAAUAUUUAUACUGAAAUGUUUUACACAUUUAUCUCUUAGAAAUCUUUUUUAUACGUGAUAAAAUAUUGAGUUCUUAUG